Nanorana parkeri is the source of this 1568-nucleotide messenger RNA. Its product is annotated as PCTP-like protein. Bases 633 to 1433 code for a protein of 266 amino acids. The transcript is spliced from 6 exons. The record is from RefSeq and is a predicted model, not a curated record. Gene Ontology annotation, molecular function: lipid binding. Lineage: Eukaryota; Metazoa; Chordata; Amphibia; Anura; Dicroglossidae.
UGCACGCAUCUCUCACUGCUACCAGCCUGAAAUGCACACUUUGCACCUAUAGUCCCAAGCGUGUUUAAUGGACUUGAUGAUGAGGCUAGCUAGUGAUCAGCUGAAUCAGUAGCUGCUGCAGUCAGACAGAUGGAGCAUAGGCAGGGAGAGAGGGGAGGAUGCUCAGGAAGAAAGAGGAGGGAGUGGAAGUAAUGGGCUGGGUGAGGAAUCCAAGACACCUGUAUGAUGUUACCUUUUAAAUAAUACAGGACCUUAGCAAGCUUAGGUAUAGGAAACCAGAGACAAGUCAGCAGAGCUUAUUGUAAAAAUCUACCUGCUGGUGUGUAUAGCCUGUGUACUCUUUACUGCUAGGAUCACUGACCCCUGAAAGAAACACACAUAUCGAUACUGAGAUAAACCUUGGAAUUUUAUCAGAGGAAGCACGCAACAAACACAUACUCAGAAGAUAAUAAAGAAACGGUGGACAUGGAAAAACAAGGAAUUUUCUUCUGCAAAGCAUAAGACAAAGGGAACUGCACUACCUGGCCAAGAUCAAGAAAGAGGAUUGCCCUAAUGUGCAGUGACUUGAGAGCAAGGCAGAGUUAACUUGUAAUUUGGGAUACAGUCAUCUUGUGUUUUGAAACACGGGAAGGAUGGUGCAUAUUCCAGAUGAUGCAGACUUUAACUCUUUCCGGGAACAGUGCGAAAGCAACGAAGGCUGGCAGUGCCAAUACAACAAGGGGGGAGUGACGGUGUGGAGUCAGGAGCAAGACAGCAGCAAGGCUGUGAAGAAGCUGAAGAUGCGUAUUAUGUGCAAGGAUGUCUCUGCCGAGGUUCUCUAUGAUGUUCUGCAUGACACCAGCUAUCGUAGGAAAUGGGACACGAACAUGAUAGACACCUUUGACAUAGGACGGCUUACAGUGAAUGCAGAUGUUGGAUACUACUCAUGGAAAUGUACAAGUCCCCUUAAGAACAGAGACUUUGUAACCUUACGGUCCUGGUUACCCCUUGGUAAUGACUAUAUGAUAAUCAAUUAUUCAGUAAAGCAUCCGAAACAUCCUCCUCGCAAGGACUUUGUGAGAGCAGUUUCCUUGCAGACUGGAUAUCUCAUUAAAGCCAAUGGGGAAAACAGCUGCGUUCUCUAUUACCUUACACAAGUCGACCCCAAAGGCUCAUUACCAAAGUGGGUUGUAAAUAAAGUAUCUCAGUUUGUGGCUCCAAAGGCCAUGAAAAAAAUCUAUAAGGCUGGGUUAAAGUAUCCUGAAUGGAAGAGAAAACAUGACCCACAUUUUAAGCCAUGGGUGUAUCCAGAGCAGAACACACUUCCGACCGUGAACCUGGAAGACCUUGCAAUCCAGAGGGCUGAUGAGCUGGAGAACAUAGAUGAAAGUGGAGUGUCUGAAGAAAGAACACAUAUUAGUGAUGAUGAAGAUGGGCUUUCAAAGGAUUCUUAAAUGUUUUUCAUCUUCCAUAUUAUUCUGUCCAGCUACAACAUUUCAUUCACAACCAGUUUACUUUGUGAACCUCCUCACCCCAUCCCUUUCUACCAUUUCUUGAUCUUUUUUACACUUUUUACAACUCGGGAACAA